Molecule: messenger RNA, 3287 nt
Organism: Cajanus cajan (pigeon pea)
Lineage: Eukaryota; Viridiplantae; Streptophyta; Magnoliopsida; Fabales; Fabaceae
Source: RefSeq, a predicted model, not a curated record
UUUUUUUUAAAUAUAAAGCAUUUAUUCCUGUUUCCAUUUAAUGCUAGAACGUUGAACUGCACCUCAAAGUUGAUGCAUUGAUCCGUUUCCUAUGUAUGUUUCAUACUGUUUUUCGUGUCACAGUCAAAAGUUUUGUUGCUAAAGACCCCAACGCUUUGUUGAUCCAUCUCGCUGUCUUAACUUUCACAGCAUCACUUCAUAUUUUGAUCGGAUUGAGCAAGAUAAGUAAUGCUUGUACUCCAUCAUGGAGUAUAUAUGAGCAUAUCUGUUUCCCUUUCUCCAUUAUGGAUCAUUGAAAAGAUGUUAACUGAAUUCUUCUUUAAAAAUGAGAGUUGAGAAAGAAGGAGCAAAAAAUGAAGGUGGACACGGCUUUUUCCACUUGUUUGACUGGACCUCAAAAUCUCGUAAGAAACUAUUUGCAACCAAGUCAGAUUUGCCAGAGUCCUUGAAACAGAGAAGAAAGGUUGAUGGCAACUUGGCAGCGAUGUUGCCCUAUCUGGUGGACGAAGAUGAUGAAAUUGGAGUAGGGGAAAGUAUUAGAGAAAAUGGUGAUCAUAGUUGUGCAUCAUCUGUUAUAGAUGAUGAAGUAUGUGGAACAAAGGCCCCUGGUGUAGUUGCCAGGCUUAUGGGAUUAGAUUCAUUGCCCUCUUCCAGUUUUCCUGAUCCAUAUUUUUCUCCAUACUUUGACAACCAAUCUCUUCAAGAUGUGCAGUAUUGGAGGACAAAGUUCAAUCAUCAGAUCCUAUAUUCUGGAAAAUUGAGUGAAAGAGUUGAGGGAUCUUCUAGGGCCUUCAUGGAGGCAAAGCCUCAAAAGAUCCGUAGCAGGCCAAUUGAGAAGUUUCAAACAGAAGUAAUGCCUCCCAAAUCAGCCAAAUCUAUUCCCCUUACACACCACAAACUUUUGUCCCCAAUUAAGAGUCCUGGCUUUGUUCCAACAAAUAAUGCCACUUACAUAAUGGAGGCUGCUGCAAGAAUCAUUGAAACUGGUCCCCAAGCUACUAUAAAGGCUAAAACAUCUUUGGUAGCAUCAUCAGCAGUCUCAUUGAGGGUUAGAGAUCUUAAAGAAAAAGCGGAGGCUUCACAAAAAAGACCUCUAAGUGGGUCAUCUUCAGUAACCUCUAGAGUUAGAGAUCAAAAAGAAAAAAGAGAAGUUUCUCAUAGAACUAGUAGGCUUUCUGAAGCUUCUCAAAGGUCAACUGAGUCUAACGAUGCCAAGUAUCUAAAGGGACAAUCUUUGCACAAAAGUUGGAAUGGAUCUGUGGAUACUCCUGUCAGAUUACCUACUCAAGUAGAACAAGAUUCUACUUUGAAAAAUAAAGGGAAGUCUAUUUCACUUGCAAUCCAAGCAAAAGUGAAUGUUCAAAGAAGGGAAGGUUUGGGUUUUAGCAGUGGAAAAAGUUUGGUGGAGCAAAAGGAACAAUGUGACAUUAAACCCUCCCAGCAGCCUCUGAAAGCUAAUGUUCAAAAAAGUUUACAUAAGAAAUCUUCUGGUCAAAAUGCAUCUGGUGUUCUCAGGCAGAAUAAUCUGAAACAGAAUUGUUCAAUGGAUAAAGACAGACAAUCAUCAAAGCCAUUGGUUUCCAAUACACACAAUAGAAAAGUUAUGAGUGGGGAUUCCUCUUGUGGACGUCACAGAAGCUCUAGUAGUAAAUCCAUUGCAAAAUCUAUAGUUGGCCUUAAAAAAUCAUCCAUGCAGGUGACAGAUAGUGAAAAGGAAGUUCUAUAUACCCGUGCCAACAAUUUCCCUAGGAAGAAGAGGUCCACAGACAGGGAAUGGAAUGAUAGGGUUGUUGAUAAUUUGUUCAUUGACAAAAGUCAGAAGCCUGUUCAGUCUAAUCUAGUUAGUAAUAAACACCAUGGUGGGGCUGCAGAAGUCAAAAAGAAAGACAAUGAUGUAGUUUCCUUCACAUUUACCACACCAUUGACAAGAAGCAAUUAUGGUUUUGACACUGACUAUGAUAGUACAAGGUCUCCAGUAGUGUACCACGAUAUUGGUGGUGAUGCCUUAGGUAUCCUUUUGGAUCAGAAGUUGAAGGAAUUAACAUAUGGAGUUGAGAACUCUUAUGAUGACUCCUUCAGAGCAAGGUCACUUUCCAGUACUGCCCCGAAAUCGAAAGAUUUGGUACUUAAUUCAGUUGACUUCAUUCCACGGUUGCAACAGAAGAAAGACCAAGACAUGAUGUUGACAGAUAAGCUAUUCAGUAGUCAUGAAUGUGAUUCCUUCACUAGUCUUCCAGAAUUAUCAUACAAACAUAGACUUUGGGUUGAUAAGAUCAAUCCUAUGGAGGCAGAGUCAUUCAAUUGCGGACAGCCAAGUCCAAUGUCUGUUCUUGACCCUUCCUUUUCUACUGAAAGCUGUGAAUCUCCAUUCAGCACAAAUGCUGCCAGUUUAGAAGAUCUAAACAGAAGGAAACAAUUUCUGGGCUCAGGAAGUGGCUUGAAUUCCUCAAGGAAGCAGUUCCAUCCUUUAGAGGCUGCUGAUCCAGACUUGUUGGAUUCAGCAUCAACUUGGAGCAUGGAAAAGAAACAUGCAAGUACAUGGUGUCAAGUGAAGUUCGGAGAAUCAAGUACAUGGGAGUUGGAUUAUGUGAAUGAUAUAUUGUGUAAUGUGGAGUUGAUGUUCAUGGACUUUGCCCUUGGUAGAGCUCGUGACAUUGUGAACCCUCAUCUCUUCAACCAGUUGGAAAGUCGAAGGGGAAGGUUUGAGGGUGAUGGUGGUGAGUGUAGGAUGGGAAGGAAAGUUAUAUUUGAUUGUGUGAGUGAGUGUUUGAACUUGAGAUGCAGGCGUUAUGUUGGUGGGGGGUACAAAAUGUGGACCAAAGGGGUUGCAAUGGUGAGAAGAAAUGAAUGGUUGGCAAGGGAAGUGUAUAAGGAAAUUUCAUGUUGGAGGGAUAUGGGGGAUUCAAUGGUGGAUGAGCUAGUGGAUAGGGACAUGAGUAUUCAAUAUGGACAGUGGCUUGAUUUUGAGGUUGAUACUUUUGAACUUGGUGCAGUGGUUGAAGUCCAAAUAUUUAAUUCUUUGGUUGAUGACUUGGUGGAUGAAAUCAUGCAAUUAUAACACAACGCAAUCAAUGCUGUGAGAUUUGAUUUUGGCAUUUUGGCACUCAAUUAUCAUUAUUAAUGUGUGUGCCUGUCCCUCCACAUGGCAUCUCUAUUCUCUAUAAACAACAUGAACAAACAUUUAUGAGAAUUUAUGAGAGACACGAGACAUAACUGUUGCUUUCCCUAGUUGUUUUAUUAAUUCUAUUGAGAGAAAUCAAUUGUGUACAGUCGUACACUUCUUUUUU